AGACGCGUGUGCACUAAGAACUACAUUUCCCAUGCUGCAUCAAGCCCGACCCGGAAGUUUAAAUCCCGCCCUCUACGGGAAGAGUGUCAUGAAUAAAAAUACACAUAAAAACCCAAGCAUGGGGGGCUUUUUGUUGUUUUUUAGAUGAGUAACUGCUGUCUUUCCUGUGGGAGCCAUCUUUCCGAAAUAGCGGCUUCUUUAAGCCUCAAAACGUGUUCCUGAGCUUCAGUAGGCAGGGUGGCGCUUUGGCCACAAGGCGGAGGUCACCGGACGGAAUUGGCGGGAGAAUAAGAUUGGAGCCCAGGAGCUAAAGCUGCCCCGACUUUUUAAGAUUCAUGGACGCGGAUAUUUAAGAAUGAGUCAAACAAAAAUCCUGUUCUCCAGGAUCUCACAACCUUGUCAAGAGACAUAGACAUAACCAUAUAGUUACAACAUGAGGAAGCACUUUGUUAAACACAGAAUUGGCCGGAUGGAGCAGUUACCAGAAACUGAUUAAGGAGUAAUGUGAGGAUUCUUGUUCUCUCAAAAGCUAUCAAGAGCAAAAGAGGCAGUGCCACCGUGGUAACAGAAGAUAUCCUGGGAGGAAGCAUAUUCACCUUGUACUUGAGGAAACUGGUAGCCUCCAAUGGCUCCUGUGAAGAUUAGCCAUGUAGUAUCAUUUUCCUCUCAGGAUCCCAAGUAUCCUGUGGAGAACCUGCUGAACCCCGACAAUCAUAGGGGACCUUGGCUCAGCUGUCCUCGAGACAAGAGUGGGCAGCUGAAAGUGGAGCUUCAGCUGGAGAGGGUGGUCCCCAUCAGUUACAUCGAUGUCGGUAACUGUGGCUGUGCUUUCCUACAGAUUGAUGUCGGUCGUUCUUCCUGGCCCCUGGACAAACCUUUCGUCACCCUUCUCCCUGCUACCAUGCUAAUGUCCCUUGCUGAUUCAAAAGAGGGGAAGAACCGCUCAGGGGUCCGGAUGUUUAAAAAUGAUGAUUUCCUGACUCCAGCCUCAGGAGAAUCAUGGGAUCGACUUCGACUGCUCUGCUCUCAACCUUUCACACGCCAUCAGUCCUUUGGUCUGGCCUUCGUGCAGGUGCGUUCCUCUCUGGACCACUUGGCUGACCCUGUGAUGGAUCUCUCUGCCCCUGGGGGCUCUGGGCUGAACCAGAACUCUUCUGAUACACUGGAGUCUGAUCCUAGGCCUUGGCUGACAAAUCCUUCUAUCCGGAGGACAUUCUUCCCAGCUCCUAAGACGAGCACCAAGGAAAUUAAAGAGCUCAAGGGUAUGCUGAAGCAGUUGCAACCAGGACCUCUGGGGCGGGCAGCCCGCAUGGUGCUCUCUGCCACCCAUAAGGCACUUCCAGCCAGUGUGGUAAGCCCAAAGAACAGCCAUGGGGAACCAGGUCCCAGUCAUCCAAAGAGUGCAGAGCCCAGAGCAGAAGAACAAAACAGGAAGAAUGAUGUGGGCAGAAGGAAGAGGAGGAAAUUGCAGGAACAAAGACCAUUGUCCAGCUCAAGUUCUCAGCCAAAUAGGAAUGGGGCAGCAAGAGCAAAGCAAAGACAGCACCAACCUCAGACCAAAAGUGACGAUGGUGUUCAGUUUACUGGACAGUGUCCUAUUUGUACAGGCUCCUUCAGCAUGGAGACACUUCCUUUGCAUGCUGCCACUUGUGGAGAGAGCUGCCCACCGCUUCCAGCUUCUCCCUCCUCCUCGUCUUCCUCGCAGUCUGUGCUGAGACGGCAUCGUAUGGCACUAACACUAGCUCCCCCUAUCCCCGGGCCACAGCCCAACUGGACUGAGAUUGUGAACAAAAAGCUCAAGUUCCCACCCACACUUCUGGGUGCCAUCCAGGAGGGCCAGCUGGGUAUCGUGCAGCAGCUGCUGGAGUCAGGCUCUGACGCCUCAGGUGGUGGGCCUCUUCGGAAUGUGGAAGAGUCUGAGGACCGCUCCUGGAGGGAAGCCCUCAACCUGGCCAUCCGUCUGGGCCAUGAGGCCAUCACUGAUGUACUGCUGGCCAACAUCAAGUUUGACUUCCGGCAAAUACAUGAAGCUCUGCUAGUGGCUGUGGACACAAACCAGCCAGCAGUGGUGCGUUGCCUCCUAGCUCGGUUAGAACGGGAGAAGGGUCGAAAAGUAGACACCAAGUCUUUUUCUCUGGCCUUCUUUGACUCAUCAAUCGAUGGCUCCCGCUUUGCCCCUGGUGUCACUCCACUCACACUAGCCUGCCAAAAGGACCUAUAUGAGAUUGCCCAGUUGCUCAUGGACCAGGGCCACACUAUUGCUCGGCCCCACCCAGUUUCCUGUGCCUGCCUUGAGUGCAGCAAUGCCCGAAGAUAUGACCUGCUUAAGUUCUCGUUAUCCCGAAUCAACACCUACCGUGGCAUCGCAAGCCGGGCUCACCUCUCACUGGCCAGCGAGGAUGCCAUGCUGGCUGCCUUUCAGCUUAGCCGGGAGCUCAGGCGCCUGGCACGAAAGGAGCCUGAGUUUAAGCCUCAGUACAUUGCCCUGGAGUCACUCUGCCAAGACUAUGGCUUUGAACUGUUGGGCAUGUGCCGGAAUCAGAGUGAGGUCACCGCUGUGCUCAAUGACCUGGGUGAGGAUAGUGAGACUGAGCCUGAAUCUGAGGGCCUGGGCCAGGCCUUUGAGGAGGGUAUCCCCAACCUGGCAAGAUUGCGCCUGGCUGUCAACUACAACCAGAAACAGUUUGUAGCACACCCCAUCUGCCAGCAAGUUCUGUCUUCCAUCUGGUGUGGGAACCUGGCUGGCUGGCGUGGAAGUACCACCAUCUGGAAGCUCUUUGUUGCCUUUCUCAUCUUCCUCACCAUGCCCUUCCUCUGCAUUGGCUACUGGCUGGCACCCAAGUCCCGGCUGGGCCACCUGCUGAAGAUCCCAGUGUUGAAGUUCCUGCUGCACUCUGCCUCCUAUCUGUGGUUCCUUAUCUUCCUGCUGGGAGAAUCCCUGGUCAUGGAGACUCAGCUGAGUACCUUCAAAGGCCGCAGCCAGAGUGUCUGGGAGACCUCGCUUCAUAUGAUUUGGGUCACGGGUAUGGAGUCCCAAGGCACUGGUCUUCUUGGCUCUCAGCCACUGCCCAUCCUACCCUGCACAGAGCGAAGCGAGUGGCGCACAGAGGACCCCCAGUUCUUGGCCGAGGUGCUCUUUGCUGUCACCAGCAUGCUGAGCUUCACCCGACUGGCAUAUAUUCUGCCAGCUCACGAGUCGCUGGGCACUCUGCAGAUUUCCAUUGGCAGGAUGAUUGACGACAUGAUCCGGUUCAUGUUCAUCCUCAUGAUCAUCCUGACUGCCUUCCUCUGUGGCCUCAACAACAUCUACGUGCCAUACCAGGAGACAGAGAAGCUGGGCAAUUUCAACGAGACAUUCCAGUUUCUAUUCUGGACCAUGUUUGGCAUGGAAGAACACACAGUAGUGGACAUGCCUCAGUUCCUGGUUCCUGAGUUCGUGGGUCGGGCCCUGUAUGGCAUCUUUACCAUCGUCAUGGUCAUUGUGCUGCUCAACAUGCUCAUUGCCAUGAUCACCAACUCCUUCCAGAAAAUUGAGGAUGAUGCUGAUGUGGAGUGGAAGUUUGCUCGCUCCAAGCUCUACCUGUCCUACUUCCGAGAGGGCUUGACGCUGCCUGUGCCCUUCAACAUCCUGCCCUCCCCGAAGGCAGCCUUCUACCUUGUCAGGAGAAUUUUCUGGUUCCUUUGCUGUUGCUCCUCCUGCUGCAAAGCUAAGAAAUCUGACUACCCCCCCAUCCCGACCUUUACCAACCCUGGGGCAAGGGCCAGGCCUGGGGAAGGAGAACGCGGGUCUUACCGCCUUCGUGUUGUCAAGGCUCUGGUGCAGCGCUACAUAGAGACUGCCCGGCGUGAGUUCGAGGAGACCCGCAGGAAAGACCUGGGCACCAGACUGACAGAGCUGACCAAGACUGUGUCUCGACUGCAAAGUGAGGUGGCCAGUGUGCAGAAGACUCUGGCGGCAGGCGGGACACCACGGCCUCCCGAUGGUGCCAGCAUCCUCAGUCGCUACAUCACCCGAGUACGCAACAGCUUCCAGAAUCUGGGCCCCCCCACCCCUGAGACUCCAGCAGAGCUGACCAUGCCAGGGAUUGUAGAGACCGAGGUCUCUUUAGAAGCUGACCUUGAUGCUGUAGGGGAAGCUGAGACUCCGGUGUCCGGAGAGCCCAGCCACUCCUCCCCUGCUCAUGUGCUGGUGCACAGGGAGCAAGAAGCAGACGGGGCAGAGGACCUGCCCCUGGAGGAAGGUCUGGAGACCAAGGGCGAGUCCUAAUGCAACAGAAGGGUCUCUUCUGUCACUGAGUUCAGCAGCCUUGUUGGGUAGAGCAAGGGUCUGCUAGUAGUAGAACAUGGUGUUUCUUUGCCUCAGUAAAAUUUCUGCUGUGGAAGUCA
Molecule: messenger RNA, 4386 nt
Organism: Cricetulus griseus (Chinese hamster)
Lineage: Eukaryota; Metazoa; Chordata; Mammalia; Rodentia; Cricetidae
Source: RefSeq, a predicted model, not a curated record